AUGGCCUCACACACCUGUGCUGGGACCAAUCUGACCUCACCCUCUGAGGGAAACACUACACCAUUUCCUAGAGUGUGUACAUCUCUAUCCCAGCAGGAAUCCAAGAUUUCUGAACUCACUGCACAUUUUGACAUGAGCCCUCCAACCGCCCUGCCACCGCUGCGGCCCCUACACACCUACAUCUAUCAUGAAGAUAGAGAGAUUAAGGUUGAAGAUUCAUCAAGAUACAAGAGAAACAUCUUGUCUGAAUUCCACAGCUUUACUCAUACUCUUGAACAGAAAUUCCACCUUAACCUGAGCCAGUAUAAUACUCAUGAGAUAUAA
Blastomyces dermatitidis ER-3 is the source of this 324-nucleotide messenger RNA. RefSeq lists its product as uncharacterized. The coding region runs from base 1 to 324 and encodes 107 amino acids. NCBI's taxonomy places the organism in Eukaryota, Fungi, Ascomycota, Eurotiomycetes, Onygenales, Ajellomycetaceae. The record is from RefSeq and is a predicted model, not a curated record. The transcript has a single exon.